Molecule: messenger RNA, 797 nt
Organism: Corticium candelabrum
Lineage: Eukaryota; Metazoa; Porifera; Homoscleromorpha; Homosclerophorida; Plakinidae
Exons: 1
Coding region: 38-568 (176 amino acids)
Source: RefSeq, a predicted model, not a curated record
AGAACGGAAGUGCCGGUUCUUCGCAUCUUACGGUUGGAUGUGGAUGAGACGGAAUCACUUUAGGACACGACAUUGCGUCGUCUGUUUCACCGUAUCUUUUGCUGUUUUAUAUCGACGUGCUCAUAUCUACUGUUGGUCAGAUAGUAAGAGAACGACGACGAUAGCGCAUGCAAUGAGCAGCAGCGAAGUGGACGAGAGUUGUAAAGUUUUGCAACGAAAUUGUGGCCCAAGCGGCAGAUGGACGAUUGCGUUGUUUCUAUCGUUAGUUGUGGGCAAUUUUGUGUUUAGCGGUUUUCUGUUGUGGAAGCUCAGUGUUCAGGAGAAAAGAUUUGAGAAAAGCGUAGAGAAGUUGCAGUUGGACUUGCAGGAACUUCAAGUAGAAAAAGAGGAAAUGAAGCAGGUUUAUGAGACGUUGUCUGAGUAUGGAGGAGAAAGAGGGAAGAGGUCGGAACAAUCUCCCAGUCAGUCGUCACAAGUUACAAUCAACAUUGCACACGUAUUUGGGUCAUUCAUCAAACAGAUGUGCAAACCAGAAUCAGCAAUUUGUAUACCAGGUCAACCAGGAUGAGACGGAUUGCCAGGUAGAGAUGGCUUACCAGGUUUGUCUGGAAAAGAUGGUUCAACUGGAUUGCCAGGUUUGCCGGGAAGAGACGGUCCAAUUGGAUUGCCAGGUUUGUCAGGAAAAGAUGGUCUACCAGGUAGAGAUGGUUCAAUUGGAUUGCCAGGAGCAGCUGGAAAAAACGGCGAGGCGGGAAGGAAUGGUGAACCUGGCAGUAAGGGAUCAGCAGGUAAACAGG